Messenger RNA from Puntigrus tetrazona (Sumatra barb), 2612 nucleotides. Its product is annotated as 60 kDa lysophospholipase-like. NCBI's taxonomy places the organism in Eukaryota, Metazoa, Chordata, Actinopteri, Cypriniformes, Cyprinidae. Gene Ontology annotation, biological process: amino acid metabolic process. Gene Ontology annotation, molecular function: asparaginase activity; protein binding. The record is from RefSeq and is a predicted model, not a curated record.
GUUCCCUCAAGUUCAGAGAAGGGUGAGCGCGGUAACCCCUUUGAGGAGACGUAUAUGACUCGCAAAUCAGACAGUAUAGCGGAGCGAGAAGUGCCUCCCGGUUCCAUGGCAGCUGCAAGCCAUUGUUCACAUUCAGAAAGCAUGACUUCGCUGGAUCGAGAUUCCGAGGCAAGAAGUGUGCUGAUAAUAAACACCGGCGGAACCAUAGGCAUGACUGCUCAUAAUAAUGUUCUGUCUCCAAAAGAAAAUGCUUUUGUCGAAUCUCUACGCCAACUUCCCGUUCUGCAUGAUGCGGAGUACGCACAAAGAUUGUAUGACGAGGCUCCAGGAAACACACUGGUGCUGCCACUGUCCAAACAGAACAAGAGGAUUGUAUACACAGUUUUAGAGUACUCUCCCCUCCUCGACUCCUGCAAUAUGACCACAGAUGACUGGAUCAAAAUUGGAAAAGACAUUGAGGAAAACUAUGAGAAAUAUGAUGGUUUUGUAAUCCUGCACGGCACAGACACAAUGGCUUACACUGCCUCUGCCUUAUCCUUCAUAUGUGAGAACCUGGGAAAACCUGUAAUCCUCACCGGCUCGCAGGUGCCCAUAUUUGAGCUGAGAAAUGAUGGGAGGGAAAACCUCUUGGGGGCACUGUUGAUAGCAGGACAGUUUGUUAUCCCUGAGGUUUGCCUCUAUUUUCAUUAUAAACUGUACAGAGGAAACCGUGUCACCAAAGUGGAUUGUGAAAGCUUUGAUGCAUUUUCCUCACCAAACCUGCUGCCAUUAGCCAAAGCUGAAGUCGACAUCAAAAUUAACUGGGAUAAUGUGUGGCAGAACAAUACAUCUGGCAAAUUCACUGUCAACAAACAGAUGGACCGUAAUGUGGGUCUCCUGCGACUCUUCCCAGGAAUUACUGCUGAAACAGUCAGUGCUUUCUUGAAGCCUCCUAUAAAUGGGAUCGUACUGGAGACGUACGGCAGUAACGCUCCUGAUAAGCAUGCUGACCUCCUGGAUAAAAUCCGUAAAGCGACCGAAAGAGGAGUCAUCAUAGUAAACUGCACCCAGUGCCUCAGGGGCUCGGUCACAACUUCAUAUGCCACCGGCCAGGCUCUGAGUGAUGCUGGUUUAGUCUCUGGGUGUGAUAUGACCCCGGAAGCUGCUCUUUCAAAACUUUCCUAUGUGCUGGCAAAACAAAACCUCAAUACAGAGGAAAAGAAGAAGAUGUUGAAGUGCAAUCUGCGUGGUGAGAUGCUUUCUGACCCAGGAGGAGCGAGACUUUCUCUCGAUGACAGUCGCUUUGUUCAGGUCAUCGGCAAGUCCUUCAGCAGUAGCUGUAAAGAGGAGCUUGAAGAUGCAAUAACGCCCAACCUGGCUUGUGCUUCUGCUAAGAUCGGAGACGUUAAGGCUUUAGAUUCCUUAUGGGCAAAGGGGGCUAACUUAAGCAAUGCAGAUUAUAGUGGCUGCACUCCUCUUCACGUCGCCGCAUGUGAGGGUCAUCUCGAAGUAGUGAAGUAUCUGCUGGAGAAAAGGGCCAAUGUCGACGCCAAAGAUCGCUUUGGAAAUACACCUCUUCAAAAUGCUGUUCACUUCAGGCAUGAGAAUGUUGUGAAACUGCUGACUAAGUAUGGAGCUCACUUUUCUGAAGAUGAUAUGGAGGCUGCUGGAACAGAGUUGUGCAGUCUUGCGGCAAGGGGAGACUUGGAAGGACUGAAGAUUUGGCAUUCAGCCGGGGUAAAUUGGAAAGUGGUCGGUUAUGAUGGACGGACGCCCAUUAAAGUGGCAAAAGCCACUAGACGUGAGGAUGUAGUUAACUUCUUAAAGCAAGCUCCGCUCCAAAACGAGCAUCAGACACAGAGUAGCGAGGCUAUACAAAUAUCUCAAACACGUAUUCAUGAAAACUGCUGCAAAGUGACUUGGAAUUGCUUGGCUUGUAAGUGAAACGGGAAUCGUCGUGAUAAAGACACGCCAGAAUGGCAGAUAUAUCAAGUCCUGCUUUCUGUCACUUCCUGCCAUUACUUGGAUAAACAUACUCUUAAAAGGCAAAGAGCUUAAGCCAUGCUUUUUAACGUCGUCCCUCCAAGCAGUCAACAAAAAAAAAAAAAAAAAGUUACUUGAAUGUAUAGUGUUGUUGACAGUAAAAUGCACGCCACUGAUGAAUAAUACAUACUACUCAUUUAUGCACAAGCAUAUUAUUCAGACUCUGAUAUAGUACAGGAGUCUUGCUAAUACAAUAUGAUAUGCCAUAAUUUCAAUGUGAAGUAUUUAUUGUAUCAGUCCAGAGUGAAUAUAGAUAUUUGAAACCGUUAGGACUACUAGCUGUUAUUCCUUCAUUGUAAUGUUGUUGUUGUUGUUGUUGUUUUUUUUUUUUUUUUUGUUUAGUUUUUUUCCCAUGUGUUUGCAUGCUGAAUCUGCUGCUACCUUUUUAAAGUGGAAUUCGAUGUUUAAAAAAAAAAACGCCAGCCGAUUAUCCUGUGAGUAACUAUAACACAACUGACAGUAAACCAAAAUGCAUAUUAAAGUAAAGGAACGUCUGUGUUGUUCCUUGUUCUUUAGUAAAUGGUGGUUGUUGUUGUUGUUCCUAUUAGUAAUUUUAAUAGUGUAACUUCCUCCAGCGCACACACAGACAC